CUUUUCUUGUUCUUUUAAGUUUAUAUAUCUUAUUUGAAAUGUUUAAAGCAAUGGUCCCAUUUUGAUUUUAAAUCUCUUCUAUGUCCCAAGCUUCAUUGUUAUUUUAUCAAUAAAUCAAAUUCCAGAAGCAAUUUUAAUUAAGUCGAUUCAUAAUCAUUCAAUGAUCUGAGUGAAUCUCAGAGAGGGCUAAACUCAUACAAUUUUAAGCCAAAGACAUAUUUUAUUUUACAUAUAACCAAUUUUAAUAGUUGUGCAUUUUCUAUCUCCUAUAUUCCAAAAUACAAGUGUUCUAUGAAACAGUCUUAAUAAAUUAUGCAAAGCCAUCCAAUAGUACACUUGCCUUCUGUCUUCAGUUUAGAACAGUAACUAAUAAAAACUAGCAAGUGUACACAGAAACAGCAAGGGCUAAAAGUUGACAAGAUUUAAUUAUCCGCCUCCAAAUUCUACCGAACUGAACCCCAAGAAUGGUUAUGGCAUUUCUUUAAUAAGCAAUUUUAAAAAGCAGACCUGCGUUUGCAAGUAAAUGGGAGUAGAAUGAACGUUUUCAUUAUUAUCACCAAAAAACCCCGUAAUCUCUAAAAGAAACACAAUAUUUGGAAACAGAUGCGAGGGGGGUUGUUUGUUAACAGAGUGCUAAUGUGUGAAAAGAGACGGAGUGCAACUCGUCCAAACGUUUUGCAGAUUUGUCCUACUUUCUCUAGAAAAGGUACACCUAUCAUAAAUGUUUGCACCGGGAAAGCUCUUCCAUGACGCACCAUUGUGUGUUGUCGCCUCAUUUAAAGGACUCUUAAUAGAGAAACCCCUUCCAACCGAAGCCCUUUUCUGCGGGCCUGCCAUCUCCGGACGACAACGAGAAAAAGCCGGAUGGCAACGAGAGAAAGCAAAAUCCUAACCCUUUGCUGGCAUCUGGCGGAUGUCUGGAUUUUUUGCAGGAACAUCCAACUCAUUCGACGAGCCCGUUUGGUGAGACAGUCCUGAUAGGAGAAAGGAGAAAAUUUUAGUCACGUGAGCCGUUAUUCACGUGAUCUGUUGAAAACUCUUCACUCUAUUUGUUUCUUUCGGGUCGGGCUGAUUGCAGAAGCUUCUGUUACUUCGCCUGGAGACUGACUGUCCUAUACUUGCUGAGGAGCAAACUCCUGCCUUUCUCCAUGGUGAUUUAAUGCCCGACAGAGGUUGUGGUGGAAGAAGCACACAAUGCUGGUGAUUUCAACUCUAGCAUUUGUGAUCACUCUGCUUGGACUAUCUAGGACCUCAGAGGCAGCCAUAGCUGCUUCUAAAAGAGAGAAUGAUCACUGGGGUAAGAAUCAUGGCAGGAUUUCAGAGGUACCACAACAGAAACUAGAACAACAGUUGGAACCCCUGUCGAUGUCUAAACAGUGCAACAUCCCUCCAGACAGCCGCUUUGACUGUGCCCCAGAGAAGCUUCUCUCUCAAGAUGAAUGUCAAGCUCGGGGAUGUUGUUACGUCCCUGUCUCUUCCAAAGGCUCUGCUGGUUGGCAGCCAUGGUGCUUCUUUCCUACCAAUUACUCUAGUUACAAGAUGACAAACCUAACUGCCACCAAGACUGGCUACACUGCCCACUUGAUCCGCAGUGCACCUUCUUUCAUGCCGGAUGACAUCCUGAAUGUGCAGCUGGAUGUGGUCUUUGAGACCAAGGGGAGGCUUCACUUCACGCUUAAGAAUCCAGCUAGAAAACGCUAUGAAGUUCCUUUAGAAACCCCCAAGGCCACCAGUAAGGAAUCCUCAACUCUCUAUUCUGUGCAGUUCUCUGCUGAUCCUUUUGGCCUCAUUGUUUUUCGACAGUCCAAUGGCCAAGUUCUGCUGAAUACUACUGUGGCUCCUCUGUUCUAUGCUGACCAGUUCCUUCAGAUCUCCACUGCUCUGCCAUCACGUUUCAUCUCUGGAUUGGGUGAACAUCUGACCCCUCUUACUCUGAAUGUCAAUUGGACCAAAAUUACUUUGUGGAACCGGGACAUAUCACCUGCGCCCUCUGCCAAUUUGUAUGGUUCACACCCCUUCUACGUGGCUUUAGAAAAGGGUGGCUUGGCCCACGGAGUCUUCUUACUGAACAGCAAUGCUAUGGAUGUGUUACUGCAGCCCAGUCCAGCGCUGACAUGGAGAACUAUUGGGGGUAUCUUGGAUUUCUAUAUCUUCUUGGGCCCAGACCCAAGCAGUGUGGUGCGCCAGUACAUGGACGUUAUUGGUUACCCAUUCAUGCCUCCUUACUGGGCUCUCGGAUUCCAUCUGUGUCGCUGGGGAUACACUUCCACUGCUAUUACCCAGGAAGUGGUGAAAAACAUGACUGCAGCUCUUUUCCCCCUGGAUGUACAGUGGAAUGAUCUGGAUUAUAUGGACGCUAAGCGAGACUUCACCUUCAACAAGGAUGGUUUCAGGGAUAUGCCAGACAUGGUGAAUGAUUUCCAUCGUGAUGGUCGGAGGUAUGUCAUGAUUGUGGAUCCAGGGAUCAGCAGUUCCAGUCCCCCUGGCAGUUAUAGGCCUUAUGAUGAAGGCCUGAAGCGGGGGGUCUUCAUCGUAAAUGCGACAGGACAACCUUUGAUUGGAAGGGUUUGGCCUGGGCCCACUGUCUUCCCUGAUUUCACCAACCCAGAGACUCACCAGUGGUGGUAUGACAUGGUCAAGGAUUUCCAUGACAAAGUGCCCUUUGACGGCAUGUGGAUAGACAUGAAUGAGCCAUCAAAUUUUGUGGAUGGUUCCUUGGAAGAUUGUCCAAACAACAAGCUUGAGAACCCCCCAUACGUACCAGGAAUACUAGGGGGAACCUUGAAGGCAAAAACCCUCUGUGCCUCCAGUAGGCAGAAGCUGUCUUCCCACUAUAACUUGCACAGUCUUUAUGGGUUGACUGAAACCAUUGCAACACAUGAUGCUUUGGUGAAAGUGCGAGGGAAGCGUCCAUUUGUGAUCUCACGCUCCACCUUUGCCAGCCACGGACGCUAUGCUGGCCAUUGGACAGGGGACGUCAUAAGCAUUUGGGAACAUUUAUACUACAGUAUACCAGCAAUGCUGCUCUUCAAUCUCUAUGGAGUGCCAUUGGUUGGGACUGACAUCUGUGGAUUUCUGAACAGCACGACGGAGGAGCUGUGUGUGCGCUGGACCCAACUGGGUGCAUUCUAUCCUUUCAUGCGAAACCACAAUGACCGCGGAAGCAAGUCUCAAGAGCCAUAUGCCUUCAGCCUGGAAGCCCAACAAGCCAUGAGGAAAGCCUUUUCCCUGCGCUACUCUCUGUUGCCCUACCUUUACACCCUGUUCCACAAGGCCCACUCCACAGGCGAGACAGUAGCCCGUCCUCUUUAUUUUGAGUUCCCACAAGACACAUAUACAUGGACCAUUGAUAGACAGUUCAUGUGGGGAGCUGGGCUCCUCAUUACUCCUGUGUUAGAAGAAGGGAUAAGGAAAAUUGCUGGCUAUUUUCCUUUGGGGACAUGGUACGAUAUCACCACGGGAUCCGUCAUCCACAGCAAGGGACAAUGGAUUCUCCUACCUGCUCCACUUGACACGAUCAACGUCCACAUCCGUGGAGGUCACAUUCUUCCUUUGCAGGAACCUGCUCUCACAACCACAGAGUCCCGCUUGAAUGGAAUGACGCUCAUCGUGGCGUUGACACUGGAAGGGGUAGCCAGAGGAGAUUUGUUCUGGGAUGAUGGUGAAGGUCUGCUGACCUUUGAGAAGGGUGAUUACACACAGAUCUUCUUUCUGGCAACACAUGGUGUGCUAAUGAAUGAGAUUGUGCGACUCAGCAGCCACAUAGAUGGGCUCUUUCUGAUACAGGUGCUGGUGUUAGGUGUCCCCAGCCCACCCCAUCAGGUCCUGGCAAAUGAUACCCCUGUCUUGAAUUUUUCUUACCGCACUGAUACCAAGGUCCUUACUAUUCCACUCUCUUUGCUGAUGGGGGAGGAAUUUGUCAUCACUUGGUCCUGAGAAGAAAAAAAGACAGACCACAAUCUGAAUGAAAAAUAAACACUUCUGAAAUGUAAAAUGAAAAAAAAAAAAAGUUUCUUCGAGGAACAAGAUCCUUUUGCUCUGGUGUUCCAGUAAGGAUUAUUAGGGCUUGCAGGAGAUCUCCUGUGCUCUUUAUCCAAGCUGGAUACAUAACAAGAUUUGUGUCGGGUUGGAUGCUACCAGGCUUCAUGACCAGAUUCUAUAAUGGUUUGAAUGAUUGCAUUUUUCAAGUGUCGCCUCCUCCUCCUAGAGAAGAAUACAUAAUUUCUGUUAAGGAUGGCUUUUCCGGCAGGCCUGGGGUUUAUAAAACCUUACCCCUGGAUGAUUGUUUUUGUAUUGUUGUUUUGUUAUGUUUUAUGUGUUUUUAUUGUUAGCUGCCCAGAGUCCUUCGGGAGUGGGGCGGCUUAUAAAUUUUAAAAAUAAAAUAAAAUAAAUGUUGUAAUAUUCCCCAGAAAUGCACAGGGAAGUGGAGUAGAGUAGUUGAUUUUCAAGUGCCAGGAUUAUAUUCUAUAAUUUUAUAAAAUUAGGGGGGGGGAAGGAUCUCAGUGUAUAGAUAAUGAAAGUACCAGAUGUCCCAACCAAUAUACUGACUGCAUGCUACUGCAUUAAUAUAAUAAUUUGACAAACACGUUGUCUAUGUGAUAAUGCUUUAUACAUUUAUAUAAAACCAUACUUCCUUGAACCAAAGUUUUCCUCAUCUUCUGAUAGAUGUUCUCAUGGCAGCCUCAGGUGAGAAUGCUUAAGCAUUGACAAUUGAUUGCUUCCCAGUUGCUAUGUCUUUUUGAGGGAAUAGUUUAGUUCUCCAUCAGAAAACUGAGUUGUUUCAAGACCAGGCCUCCUUGAAGCAUUCAUAGACUUCUCUAUUCAAGUUAGACAAAUUAUUGACUUGCUUGAAUAGAGAAAUCCAGGAAUAGAGUAGCUUCUACCUUUUGUGUUUGCUUGAUUCUUUGCUGGCCCAUCCUUUUCUUUCACUUCCAAAGGCUUUCCUCCUUACUUUUUAUACAUUUUUUUAAGCACUGAGUCUGGACAUACUCAUUUCCUGGAAAUAGUUUUAUUCCCAAUGAAGUUGGUAUUUUCCCUAUAUUGUAUUCAUCUGCAUAAUUGAGACUUGCUUCCUGUUCGAAGUCACACAAGGAUAUUUAAUAUAGGAGUUAGACUGAUGUUCUGUACUAUUGUGUUGAGAUGAUAUAACAUGGGAUGCCACAUAUUCUUACAAAGAUUUACAGUACAGCAUUUUUGUCAGAUGGUUAUAUUAAGAAAAAAACAUAAGAGUUCAUUGGUUGGACAAUUUGGUACAUUUUAUAUAUUUCUUUUAAAGCAAGCAGUGCAUUUUUGGCGUUGUGCAGUGAAGGAACAGUUCCUAAUUUCUUCUUUCAGUUGGAACAUGGAAUAGGAAAAUCAAGGAAAAGUUGAAAUUGUCAAAAUGGAUAUGAUGUAUACUAUUUUGGAUGUCCUAAGAAUAAAGGAAUGUUUAUGAACCAGAA
Messenger RNA from Crotalus tigris (Tiger rattlesnake), 5441 nucleotides. It is a transcript of the gene GAA, whose product is annotated as alpha glucosidase. The record is from RefSeq and is a predicted model, not a curated record. Gene Ontology annotation, biological process: lysosome organization; glycogen catabolic process. Lineage: Eukaryota; Metazoa; Chordata; Lepidosauria; Squamata; Viperidae. The transcript is spliced from 20 exons. Bases 1195 to 3936 code for a protein of 913 amino acids. Gene Ontology annotation, molecular function: carbohydrate binding; alpha-1,4-glucosidase activity. Gene Ontology annotation, cellular component: lysosomal membrane.